Molecule: messenger RNA, 240 nt
Organism: Morchella sextelata
Lineage: Eukaryota; Fungi; Ascomycota; Pezizomycetes; Pezizales; Morchellaceae
Exons: 2
Coding region: 1-240 (79 amino acids)
Source: RefSeq, a predicted model, not a curated record
AUGAAUAAUGGUCAACAUCCAUUGAAGGCCAGCUUACAAGGCACCCAUCGGAAUUUGGCGCCUCUUCUCACUGGUUUACCACCUAGUAUCUCUAGUUUUCUAAAAAGAAAUCUCAAGGGGGGAGCACAGGACAUCUCCGCCACUCCAUGUGGAAUGUGUAGGGUUUACCUAUGGCCAAGUUUCCCAUGGUUUAUCAUUAGGCAAUAUGACCCCGUGAUUAAAGGACAUCAUAUUUUCUAA